CGACAAGACACUGCCAAACUAUCUCUGCAGCAGGCUGUAAACAGCAACGGUUACUCAGGAGCGCCGUCUUGAACAGGCUUUUUAGCCUUUUAUCUAGAGUAACACCACUCACUGUACAAGGAAAAUGGAAGACGAUACACUAACAACGCUGAAAAUAUUGAUAAUAGGAGAAAGUGGUGUUGGGAAGUCCAGCCUCCUCUUGAGAUUCACCGAUGACACAUUUGACCCAGAGCAAGCAGCAACAAUAGGUGUUGACUUCAAAGUGAAGACCAUAACUGUGGACGGUAACAAGGCAAAGCUGGCGAUAUGGGACACUGCAGGACAGGAGCGCUUCCGAACCCUGACGCCUAGUUACUACCGUGGUGCCCAGGGAGUCAUACUGGUGUAUGAUGUCACACGGCGAGAAACCUUUGCCAAGCUUGACAACUGGCUCAACGAGCUCGAGACGUACUGUACAAGGAACGACCUCGUGAAAAUGCUUGUGGGGAAUAAAAUUGAUAAGGAAAACCACGAGCUAGACAGGGCCGAAGGACUGAAGUUUGCAAGAAAACAUUCCAUGCUUUUUAUAGAGGCGAGCGCUAAAACCAGGGACGGCGUUCAGUGUGCUUUCGAGGAGCUGGUGGAGAAAAUCAUCCAGACUCCCGGCUUAUGGCAGAGCGAGAACCACGGCAGAGGAGUCCAGCUCACCGACGAAGACGCGGGAGGCGGAAGCUGCGGGGGCUACUGCUCCCUGGUCUAGACAACACACACAGACAUAUUCACACACAUAUGUUCAAACAUACAUGUGAAUACCACACACAGUGCCACACAAGCAUACACACAAACACACUUGAAAGAACAGUCCGCCCCCCCCACCCUCCCACUGUGUGCUGUCCUGAGCUGAGCUCCCUCCUCAGGCAUUAAGGUGAGGUCCAACUGUCUCCCCUCUGUUAAGCUGUAAGGGUUGACCGUCCACACACACACACAUACACACACACACACACACUUCCUGUGUUCACACAGAUUUUUUGCACACUUUCUAAUAACAAUGCUGCGCUAAAAUGCAGCUCAGCCUUCCUCUUAAUAGAAUUUGAGUGACUUUUUCUCUCUGUUUUGUUAUGACUUAAAAGUUUUUCGCAGUUUCGGGUCCUUGGCCAAAAUAUUAACCAUUCUCACUUCAUAUGUUAGAUUUUAUUAAAGCAGUGCAGUGAAAUGAGUCCAAAAGUCGAAACCAAAGUUUGUCAGGCAUAUGGCUUAGUUUCUGAAAUAUGAUAAUGAGAAUGGAAAAACAGUUUUGAUCAAGGGUUCCUUUGUCGUCUCCAGCAUGCUUAUUGUCCUCGGAGCACCUUGCCUUAGAAAGCACAUGUGUAUCAUUGCAGGGCCGACUUUUUCUCCAGUGUUUGUCUUUCUUCUGCUCUGUCCCGUGCUUGAUCCCAAUGCUGCCCGCAGACUCUUAUGAACAUUAUGCUGCUUAUGGAGAAGCUUAUCAAGCCAAGCCAUCUUGUACUCCAUCUCACCACUCUCAGUCAAAAGGCUUGGAUCAUGUGUCUCUGUUGUCCACACAACUGCCUCAUUUUCGUCAGAAUAUAAUAGAGUUACCAACUGUCUGGAAUGAUGUUUUACGACUUUUAUUGACUUGGACUUCAAACUUUUGGUGUGUUUUUGAAGAGCGCAUAAAUCAAAGAGAUUGGCACCAGCAAGCUUUCCACUGGGUGCCGAAGAAGAGGGAACCUCUUAAAAUUGCACGCCUUUUGUUGUAACGAGUUGCUUUAAUGGAGUGCGACCUACUGGCACUCCCUCACUCAGACAGAUAAUAUCAGUAAUAACACCACUAUGGUUUUUCAUAUAGAUCCCUUUGACUGGACAGAGACAAAGGAAAAGUGUUCAAUAUUAGACAGGGCAGUGAGUCAUAAGGGUGUUUCCACUGAAUUUGGAAAAUCAAAGCAAAAGCUGUGUGUUCCACACUGCUAAUGGAUUUCACAGUACUCCUAUCUCUGUAUUUAUUUGAGAAGCAGUUAUAGAUGUGCUUUUGCCCUGACCUCUGGCCAUGUUUGUAGUAUGCGAGUGCUGGUGUGUGUUCCGGGAAAUUCUGGGAAAUGUAGUUCUGAGAGUUUGAUCUUGUAACAGGGAUGGUGAAAAUGACAUGGAUACAAGCAUGUCUUAUCACAAUUUUUUUUUUAAUCUCUUUUUAAUUGCAUGGGAAACUCUGCGUGCCAUUUAUUUGUAUUUGUUUGUCAAAGUGAAUGGCCUCCACGGGCUAUUUACUAUAAACACUUUAACUUAUAUUUAGCUGGAAGUAAAAAAUUGCGUACCAUUUGGAUUUAAUGGUAUAAUAAAACAAAAAGGAACUAGGCUCUUACUUACUUAACUAGUAUAGCUGUCUUUUUUGUCUUCAGAAAUAUGUUGAAACAUGUAAAUUGUGUGUAUUUUUGGAAUUUGGUGGGAGAAUUCCUGUAUGAAUUGUAAAGCUGAAUGUAUACAUAUUUCACUACAAACCGCCCUAUGUAUUACACUAAAUAAAAUUCUUUUUUUAAGCAAA
Messenger RNA from Plectropomus leopardus (leopard coralgrouper), 2518 nucleotides. RefSeq names its product RAB18A, member RAS oncogene family (gene rab18a). The record is from RefSeq and is a predicted model, not a curated record. Gene Ontology annotation, molecular function: GTP binding; GTPase activity. NCBI's taxonomy places the organism in Eukaryota, Metazoa, Chordata, Actinopteri, Perciformes, Serranidae.